UCGCGAACGAUCACACAAUAAACGGAAACGGCAACUCGCACCGGUCUUGUGUUCAAUAUUUCUCACAUAGCUGUGAAAUGAGGUCAAUAUGGGGGCCAAAGAGUCAAGGAUAGGUUUCCUCUCGUAUGACGAGGCCAUAAAGAGAGUGACAGAUGUGGAGUUGCGGAGGCUGAAGGAUGCCUUUAAGCGCACCAGCGGCCUGGCCUGCUACAUGACCCAGCAGUGCUUCUACAGGGAGGUGCUGGGAGACGCCGUGCCCCCCAAAGUGGCAGAGGUCAUCUACAGCUCGUUUGGGGGUACGGCGAAAGGUCUGCACUUUAAUAAUCUCAUUGUGGGACUCGUGCUGCUCACCAGGGGGAGAGAUGAAGAGAAAGCCAAGUACAUCUUCAGCCUGUUCGCCAGCGAGUCGGGCAGCCAUGCCACGCGCGAGGACAUGGAGGGCAUGCUCCAGGCGGUGGACGGAGAGAUCCCCACCUCGCUCAGGAAGUUCUUCACUGAGGGGGAGAAGGUGAACUAUGAGAAGUUUAAGAGCUGGCUGCUGCAGAAUAAAGAGGCCUUCACCUUCUCCCGCUGGCUCCUGUCCGGUGGCGUGUCCGUCACCCUGACGGACGACAGCGACACGCCCACUUUCUACCAGACCCUGGCCGGAGUCACGCACCUAGAAGAAUCGGACAUUAUUGACUUGGAGAAGCGCUAUUGGCUGUUGAAGGCUCAGUCAGGGACAGGCCGAUUUGACCUGGAGACGUUUGUCCCGCUGGUAUCUCCCCCCAUACACACCUCACUGAGUGAAGGUCUGUUCCACGCCUUUGAUGAGAACCGGGACAAUCACAUCGACUUUAAGGAGAUCUCCUGUGGGCUGUCUGCUUGCUGCCGUGGGCCCAUCGCUGAGAGACAGAAGUUUUGUUUCAAAGUGUUUGACGUGGACCGAGAUGGAGUCCUCUCCCGGGCGGAGAUUCAGGACAUGAUUGUUGCGCUGCUGGAGGUCUGGAAGGACAACCGCACAGACUCCCUUCCUGAACAGCAUGCCAAUGUGUCUGACAUUGUGGAUGACAUUUUGAAGAUGCAUGACACCACCAAGUUAGGGCACUUAACUCUGGAGGAUUACCAGAUGUGGAGUGUGAAGAGUGCUCUGGCCAAUGAGUUUCUCAACCUGCUCUUUCAGGUGUGUCACAUCGUUCUGGGGCUGCGGCCGGCCACGCCCGAGGAGGAGGGCCAGAUUAUCAGGGGUUGGUUGGAGAGGGAAAGCCGGUAUGGCCUGCAGCCGGGACACAGCUGGUUCCUCAUCUCCAUUCAGUGGUGGCAGCAGUGGAAGGACUACGUCCAAUAUGAUAACCGGCCAAUCGUGGGGGACCAGCCCUCUGUCCUGGGAGUGGGGCGGGGCCAGCACUGGGGGACGUCUGUGACAGUAAUUUCGGACCAGGUCGGCAUGCCGAACUGCAGCCUAUCGGAGGAGAAGUUCUGUGAUGACAUCUCCAGCUCGUCAGAGGCCUCAGAGGACAACGGUGGCCUCCAUGCCUCCAGUUCUCCAGUGACAGACUGCUUCCCCCGGGCCCACAGCCACAGCCCCCCUGACAGCCAGACCCCCAACGGGAUCCUCCUGCCCCCCCUGGCAGCACAGAGGCCCGGGGCCAUCGACAACCAGCCGCUGGUCACGCCCGAACCCGUGAAGGCUCCCACCCUGACCCUGGAGGGAGGGAGGCUCCGACGGACCCAGAACCUUCUCCCAUCCCGGGACUUUGAGACGGUGCCGGAGCCUGUCUGGAGGGCCCUCUAUCACUGGUACGGGGCCAACCUGAGCCUGCCCCGCCCGGUGAUCCGGCAGACUAAGACAGGCUGCCCAGAGCUGGAGCUCUUUCCCUGCUACCUGCUGUUCCUACGGCAACAGCCGGCCUCCCGCACGCCCCAGUCCAACAUCUGGGUGAAUAUGGGUAUGAGCAGCCUGCGAAUGCAGCCGCUUCCCCGAGGUAACGUGCCGCCCUGCAGCGCCCCUCUGAAGCGGCUGCUGGCCUACACGGGCUGCUUCAGCAGGAUGGCCUCCAUCAGGGACGUGCACCUGCACCUGUCCCAGCGGCUCCGCAUCAAGGACGAGGACCUGCGGCUCUGGCUCUACAACGGAGAGAAUUACCUGACCCUGCUGGACGACGAGGAGCACACCCUGGAGAGUCUGAAGAUCCAGGACGAGCAGCACUUGGUGAUAGAAGUUCGAAAUAAAGACAUGAGCUGGCCAGAGGAGAUGUGCUUCAUCGCGAACAGCAGUAAGAUGGACAGACACAAAGUCCCCACAGAGAAAGGAGCAACCGGCCUCAGCAACCUGGGCAACACCUGCUUCAUGAACUCCAGCAUCCAGUGUGUCAGCAACACCAAGCCCCUGACCCAGUACUUCAUCUCUGGCAGACACCUGUUCGAGCUCAACAGGACCAACCCGAUUGGUAUGCGUGGUCACAUGGCCAAAUGCUACGGCGACCUGGUGCAGGAGCUGUGGAGCGGCACCCAGAAGAACGUGGCCCCUCUGAAGCUAAGGUGGACCAUAGCGAAGUACGCCCCGCGGUUCAGUGGCUUCCAGCAGCAGGACUCUCAGGAGGUGCUGGCGUUCCUGCUGGACGGGCUGCACGAGGACCUGAACCGCGUUACCCACAAGCCCUACGUGGAGCUGAAGGACAGCGACGGCCGCCCCGACUGGGAGGUGGCCUCCGAGGCUUGGGAUAAUCACCUCAGAAGGAACCGCUCUAUUGUGGUGGACCUGUUCCAUGGCCAGCUCAAAUCCCAGGUGAAGUGCAAGACCUGCGGGCACAUCAGCGCCCGCUUCGACCCCUUCAACUUCCUGUCUCUACCUCUGCCCAUGGACAGCUCCAUGCACCUGGAGAUCACAGUGAUUAAGCUGGACGGCUCCACGCCGGUGCGGUUCGGCCUGCGGUUGAACAUGGAUGAGAAGUACACGGGGCUGAAGAGGCAGCUGAGCGAGCUCUGCUGCAUGAAGCCGGAGCAGAUCCUCCUGGCCGAGGUGCACUCGUCCAACAUCAAGAAUUUUCCGCUGGAUAACCAGAAAGUGCGUCUCUCGGUGAACGGAUUUCUCUGUGCAUUUGAGAUCCCUGUGCCCGGGUCCCCCACAUCUGUGACUUCUCCCACCCAAACUGAGGCUCCAGCCGUGCUGAAUGGAACAGGGGCCAUCACAGCGGAUGGAGGCGCUCUGCGGCCGAGCCUGAUUCCCAACGGGGUGGCACACUCCGGCCCUGAGCGCAGCCUGGCCAACGGGGUCCCCAACGGCCACGUCCUGCCCCAGGACAGCCCCUUCAUCGGCUACAUCAUCGCCAUGCACAGGAAGAUGAUGCGGACAGAGCUGUACUUCCUGUCCUCGCAGAAGAACCGGCCCAGUCUGUUUGGGAUGCCGCUGAUCGUGCCCUGUACGGUGAACACGCGCACACGGGACCUGUACGACGCCGUGUGGAUACAGGUGUCUCGACUGGCCAGCCCCCUGCCCCCACAGGAGGCCAGCAACCAUGCCCAGGACUGUGAUGACAGCCUGGGUUACCAGUACCCCUUCACUCUGCGUGUGGUGCAGAAGGAUGGAAACUCCUGCGCCUGGUGUCCCUGGUACAGGUUCUGCAGAGGCUGCACGGUGGACUGUAAUGAGGACAGGGCCACUCUGGGUAACGCUUACAUUGCUGUGGACUGGGACCCCACCGCCCUGCACCUGCGAUACCAGACCUCCCAGGAGAGGAUAGUGGAGGAGCACAGCAGUGUGGAGCACAGUCGCAGGGCUCAGGCCGAGCCGGUCUCUCUGCACAGCUGCCUGCGGGCCUUCACCAGCGAGGAAGAGCUGGGGGAGGACCAGCUGUACUACUGCUCCAAGUGCCACGCCCACCGGCUUGCCACCAAGAAGCUGGAACUGUGGAGGCUACCGCCCAUCCUGAUAGUUCAUUUGAAGCGGUUCCAGUUUGUGAACGGGCGCUGGAUCAAGUCUCAGAAGAUUGUGAAGUUUCCGCGGGAGAGCUUUGACCCCAGCACGUUCCUGGCUCCCCGGGAGGGGCCGGGCCAGCCGGGCCUGGGGGAGGGGCUUGGGGAGGAGCCUGUGAAGCUGGGGGGAGGGGACAUCGGGAGCUCCGCCCCCCUCUCUGUGGCUGGGUUUCCCAGCAAUGUGAAAGGCGUGGGUAAGAAGUCCAGCAGGACCAGCAGCCCUUGCAGCAGCCCGAGGGGCGGGGCUCGGAGGCAGGGCCGUCUGCGUCUGCCCCAGCUGCCCCAGCUGCCCCAGCUGCCCCAGCUGCCCCAGCUGCCCCAGCUGCCCCGGCCUCGCCUGUCCCACAGCAAGGAGAGCCUGGACUGCAGCGUCGCCAUGGAGACCGAGCAGGGCGCGGCCCCGGACGGCUGGUCUCUGGACGCCUCCGGCCCCGACUGCGAUGUCGUCAUGGUGAAUGGGCUGGGGCCCGAUGUCGCCCCAGACAACAGCCAAUCCCAGGCCAGCCUGGAGCCUGACACCGCCCCCCGCCCCAGAGACGACAUCUGCUUGGACCCCGUGUACAACCUUUAUGCAAUUUCAUGCCAUUCAGGGAUCCUGGGCGGGGGCCAUUAUGUGACAUAUGCAAAAAACCCCAACGAUAAAUGGUACUGUUACAACGACAGCAGCUGCAAGGAAGUGCAGUCGGAGGAGAUUGACACAGACUCCGCCUACAUCCUGUUCUACGAGCAGCAGGGAGUGGACUACUCCCAGUUUCUGCCGAAGACGGAUGGAAAAAAGAUGGCCGACACCAGUAGCAUGGAUGAGGACUUUGAGUCCGACUACAAGAAGUACUGCGUGCUGCAGUGAUGGUGCACUCUUCUGGCCCCGCCCCCGUGCUGACGCCCGCACUCACAGCUGUGGAACAGAAGCACAAAGCCAGGCAGCAGGAGUGCCGGAGCGUCAGGCAGCGGGAAUUCUGGAGAACGGGAACGCAGAGAGUGGGAGAACUGGAGCGCCGUCCUGGGCCUUGACUGCUGUUUUUGAAAGCAGUACUUGUGCACCGUUUUGGGCGCCUCUCUCUCUCUCUCUCUCUCUCUCUCUCUCCCUCUCCCUCUCCCUCUCCCUCUCCCUCUCUCUCUUUCUCUCUCUCUCUCUCUCUGAGAUGAGACAGUGAGGUUUAGUGUUACGGUUGCCAAAUCGAACAAAUGUCCCCUUGCUAUAAGCACUAACAGGAAUGAGGUCAGUGUCGGCAUCGUCGAUGAACCUGAAAAAGCUGCCACGGCUUGUCUGAAAACAUGGUGUACUGUGUAUAGAGUACUGACGUACAUACAUACUUACUGACAUACAUACACAUAGUACUGACAUGCUUAUAUACUGACAUACAUACAGUACUGACAUACAUAUAGUGACAUAUACAUACAGUCCUGACAUGCAUUUACGCAGUGCUGGCAUGCACUUGUGCACCAUAUUUCUGGGUGAGCUCACUUGCCACACUUUGAUGUCAAAUAUGUUUUUCUGUAGGCUGGGUGCCUGCAGCCAAUCGAAUGUGUCCAAACGUGGCCAUGUCUGCUAUGAGGUGUCUGUCAGUCAUUUGAUAUUCACAAACCCAUCUCGUCAUUAAAAGGCUCAAAGAGCUGUAAGAUGCUCUGCGAUGCUGUCAGUAGAAAACCUCAUGCUACCUCAGUUUGUUUCUGUUGUUGUUGCUUGUGGCAAUGGUAACAUGCUCUGAAAUUCAAAGCGGGAACUCUGUCGACAGUAUUACCAUUUCAUACAGUCCCCUCUGAAAGUUGCUUUAGCAGUUCACUGAAACAUUUGGGGCUGCGCUAAAAAGAUGAGCGCGAGACAAUAUUUCAGAAAUUCAUCUUUUAUUUUCAGGUAUUUACACCUAGAUGUGUUAAACUACUUAAAACAUAGCACCUUUGGUAUCAGAACACCCGAUUUUUAGGUGAGCAAAAGUAUUGGAACAGAGAGUAAAUGACACUUAUUAUUUGGUAGCAUAUACCUUAGCUUCCAAUACCUCCAUCCAGCUUGCGACCCACUGACAUCACCAAACUGUUGCAUUCUUCUUUUCUGAUGCUUUUACAGGCUUUUACUGCGGCCUCUUUCAGUUUCAGUUUCGGGGGGGGUUUUCCUUCAAUCUCCUCUUUUGGAGGUGAAAUGCAUGCUCAAUUGGGUUAUUGCUUCAUGAGCAGGUCCCUUCUUUCUCCACACUUUGGCCUUUCCAUCACUUUGGUAGAGGAUAAUCUUGGUCUCAUCAGUCCAUAAAACUUUGAUCCAGACCUUUUGUGGCUUACUUCUUCGCAAAUUGUAAUCUCAUCUUCCGAUUCUUACUACUGAUGACUGGUUUGCAUCUUGUGGUAUAGCCUCUAUAUUGCUGCUCUCCAAGUCUUCUUUGAACGGUUGAUUGAGAUACCUUCACCCCCGCCCUGUGGGUUUUUCUUCACAGCUCUCACAAUAUGUCUGUUGCUCAGUAUUCCAGCGGUUUCUUUCUUUUUCAGGGCAUUCCAUGUUGUUGUACAAGCUAUCCCCAAUGCUUGUGCAAUGGUUCUGAUAAAUUUCCCCUCUUCAAAAUGGCUUGCUUUUCUCCCAAAGACAGCUCUCUGGUCUUCAUGUUGGUUGAUCUUGAACACAAAUGCAGUCUUCACAGUCAAAACCGAUAGUAGACAUUCAGAACUAUUUCUUGUUUAAUCAUUCGAUCUAACAGGACAUAUCUGGGCAACAAGAAACACCUGUCGGUCACAUGUUCCAAUACUUUUGCUUACCUAAAAAUUGGGUGGUCUGAUACAAAAAACUAGAUAAAAAUACCAGGAAAUAAAAGCUGAAAUUCGGAUCUGUCAUCUCGUGUACAUCUUUUGACCUCAAACUUAACUGUCCGCAGUGUAUAGCAAAAACAAAGUUUUUUUGACCUUGCUGUUCCAAUACUUUUGGAGGGGACUGUAUUUGCCCCAACACCCUCCCCUGUUGUCCUACCCAGGGGUAUGUGAGUAUGAGUCGGCUUCGUGAAUGAGAUGCACCCGUCUCUGAAAAAGAGAUUCAUCAAUUUCUCUCAGCAACUGCCAAAACUGGACACCAUAUCACAAGUACUUGUAGCAUUAAGCAGAUUGGGUAUGCGUUUUAUGGUCUUUUUUUUAAAUUGGAUGUUUAAAUUACCAUUCAGUACAUUGUCAUGAUAGGUGCCAUAUGGAAUGUUUCAAAAAGGAGGAGACAGUUAAAAGUAUAUAUUUUUAUUAGCUCAUUUCUUCCCCUUUGUACUUAUUUUUAUAGUUGUUCAUUAGGUUUUGUCUUGGAUGGGAUUUGUCUGUAUGCACCCAUAAUUAUCUUCCAUUUGUCAAUAACCAGUGUCACAAAACACAUAUUUGUUUACACCGUCUUUGUUUAAAAACCAGUAUCAUUAUCUGCUCAUUUAUAAAUUAAUAUUUGCCAUCCUAAAGGCUUUAUGACAUUGAUACUUUCAUAAUCAGAUUUGCAGAGGGAAGAAUGAUCAGCUUAUGAAUUAAAAAAACUGAAUCAUUCUUUUUUGGCGAAAUUGCGUACAAAUCAGAUUUUCUGAUUAUUUGAACCUGUUAUCUGUUGUUAUGUCGAGCUGUGGAAAGCUCACCUUGUCAGACCAAAGUAUUUCUGCUCAAUAUCAACCCCGAGAGUAUUCUGUGCUUUAGAGAGGUUGGAUGCGGUACAUGAGUGUUGUAAACUGAACUGUGUUUCCCGUCAGCGUGGCUUCAUUGUCCCAGGACUGUGUGAGAAUAUUUUGCUUAAUUGGAGCAGAGCUGUCCAAUCCUGGACCUGGAGAUCAGUCUUGAGGGUUUAGGGGACACCUGUGAACCAGAAUCUGAAAGCCACCUGGAGCAAAAAGGAGUUGAUGGGCCAGAUUCACAGAAACACAGGUUAAGCUCAGUCCAGGACUACAUUGAAUCUCCAUUCAAAAUUGAACUUGAGGCUAAAUCUGUGUCUGGGAAACUGGCCCUGAAUGUCCCAUCCGGUCAGUGGCUGCAGUCCUUGAGCUCGGACCCUAGACUGGAGAGCAGACCUGUGCGGGUGUAGUCUGAGACCCCCCACUGUGGCCCCCCACUGUGGCCCCACACAUUCCCUCACACAUUAGCACAGCCACAGAGAGGUCAGGCAGAGGUGGAUUGUGGGUAGAAACCCCGCGCUGGGCAACGGGCGGAACUCUGUGGGCUGCAGGCUGGCCUGCUGAGCUGCAGUGAGCCCCCAAAUUUAAACCCCUUUAUUUAAACUGUAAACCGUUCACAGUAAGCCACUGAAUGUAGAAAAAGUAAAACCUAAAAUUAAAAGUAUUACAGGACAUGGAAAGGGAGGGAGACCUGAAUAUGAAAUCCCUGCUCACACCUACACGUCUGUCAGUACAGGGCUACCACUGUACGGGAGUGCUACCUGUGGGUGUGUCUGUUCGCUUCACCUGAACAGGAAGUGACUUCACCUAAACAGGAAGCCAUCUCCCCCAGUCUUUCAGCAUUGUACACGUGUACGAGCAAGAACCCAGAUGGCUCUUUCUUCAUUUUAAAACACUCAUUUAAAGCCUUUGGAAGCGUUAUCCUGUUAAUUCAGGCAUAUGCUGGCGUCGAGCUAGAGGCCCAGGUGUGUUGUCAGGUAGUGCAGUGUACUACUGAGCUGUUUGUCUUUUGUUUGUUUUUGCUGUACAUUUUUUUUGUUAAAUUAAUUCUGAGAUGUAAUAAUUUAAUCAACUUUAUUUUGUAAAGUGUUUAAAGAAUAAAAAUGACAUUGCACUGACAGAAAAAUGUACAUAAAGUGUUUUGUAAAUAAAAUGAUGUACGGGGAAAUGAACUGUAAAAAUGCACUUAGCUGUAAAUUGAGUGAUUCUGUUCAUCUGUAACGAUUAUUUGAGCAACAAAUGAAACGAGCCGAUGCAAUUAAAACCCUUCUCCAGCAGCUAGGCGUCUGGCGUUGUGAUGUCAGAGUGUGGGCGGGCCCUGUGGGGCGUGAUGUCAUACAGCAUAAUCACAAGAACACUUGCCUGCUUGUAAAUGCAGUAAUAAAUCAAUUUAAUAUAUUGUA
Conger conger (European conger) is the source of this 8965-nucleotide messenger RNA. RefSeq names its product ubiquitin carboxyl-terminal hydrolase 32-like. The coding region runs from base 89 to 4801 and encodes 1570 amino acids. The transcript is spliced from 34 exons. The record is from RefSeq and is a predicted model, not a curated record. NCBI's taxonomy places the organism in Eukaryota, Metazoa, Chordata, Actinopteri, Anguilliformes, Congridae. Gene Ontology annotation, biological process: protein deubiquitination. Gene Ontology annotation, cellular component: Golgi apparatus. Gene Ontology annotation, molecular function: cysteine-type deubiquitinase activity; calcium ion binding.